This is a messenger RNA of Seminavis robusta, 2022 nucleotides long. NCBI's taxonomy places the organism in Eukaryota, Bacillariophyta, Bacillariophyceae, Naviculales, Naviculaceae. The record is from the annotation of a GenBank genome assembly.
AUGAGAAGACUGUUGCUGCAGCUUCUGCUACUGUCGGGAGUGUCUUUGGUCAGUGCCUUUUCUUCUGCAUCGGCUCCACUGGCAGCCUCGUCAUCGUCCACAGCUGCAACACUAACGAGGUCGCGGCACUUGUCGGCCACCAAAUCUCCCGAAGAAUCCACGGCAUCCGCCCAAUACCAAAGUGCAAUGACUUCAAUACUCUCGAAAGAAUACACCGAAGAUGAUCUCAAAGACGCACUGCAGGGCUUGCUAUCAGAUAGUCUGGAUCCAGAGUACGAUGCUAGACAUAUUUUUGGCCACGGCGACCCAAACCACACCCUGAGCAUGUUGCAAAAAAUUACCGCAACUCGUAUCAAGGAUUAUGUUCAUAUCAUGUCCAAUUCAGAAUCUCCUUCGGAAGAACAACUCCUCCAACAAGCACGAGAUUUUGCUCAAGCCAAUGGACCCAUUCUCAAUUUGAGCGACGUCAUUCGGAGUCAAUCACCUCGUAUGGCAUUGGCUGCUGAAUUCAAACGGGCAUCGCCCAGCAAGGGAGAUAUCGCCACCCAUGUCAAUGCCGGACAACAGGCAAAGACAUAUGCACAAGCCGGAGCCAAUAUCAUUUCCGUACUGACCGAACAACGGUGGUUCAAGGGAACCUUGGACGAUAUGACACAGGCACGGUUACAGAGUACGGACCAGGAUGGAAAACGUCCCGCCAUCCUGAGAAAAGAAUUCGUCACGGAGACGUACCAAAUUGCCGAAGCGGCUGCUGCUGGAGCCGAUACCAUUCUACUCAUUGUAGCCGUCUUGCCACAGCAUGUACUCAAACGAUUGAUCGACUAUGCACGAAGUAUCGGAAUGGAGCCUUUGGUAGAAGUUCACGGAGAUGCCGAAUUGGAUGUCGCCAUUGAAGCGGGGGCAAAGGUGAUUGGAGUCAACAACCGCAAUUUGCAUACCUUUCAAUUGGAUCUCGGCACAUCCCAACAUGUCGCCACGGAACUGUCCAAGCGUGGAUUGAAAUUCGAUCAUAAUGACGAGCAAGCGGAAUACAGUUUGUGUGCUCUGUCGGGCAUGUCUACGGCCUUUGACGUGCAGAGGUAUCGAAAAGUGGGACUGGGCAUGUGCUUGAUUGGAGAAUCCCUCAUGCGAGCAGCUGAUCCAGCCGCGGCGAUUGCCAAUUUGUGCCUUCAUCCGGACGACUUUGAAAAGCAACAGGCCGCCGCAGGAGCUGGAGGAGCCUAUACCGGUGGAACUAAAAUGAUCAAAGUGUGUGGUACGACUAGACCUGAAGAUGCCCUCAAAGCCUGUCAGGAAGGAGCCAAUCUGAUUGGGGUCAUCUUUGUCCCCAAAAGCAAACGAUGUGUCACAGCCGAACAGGCCAAAGAAAUUGUACAAACCGUACGAAAGUUUGGAGAACGCACCAAAGAGGCAGAGUUUCCAGAACGAAGCAGUGGUGGAUCACCCUUGGCUAGUUUGGUUGAAGCUUCGAAUGCACUGCAAGAGGCAGCGAGAAGGCCCCUUGUCGUCGGAGUCUUUCAGAAUCAAGACGCUGAGUUCAUCAAGCAAAUGGUGGCUGAAUGUGGAUUAGAUAUGGUGCAAUUGCAUGGGAAGGAAGGUAUGAUGGCCGCCAACCCGGCCAAUUGCGGAGCUCCAGCCAUUCGUGUGGUGGAUAUCGAAACGGAUCCUGAUACUGGAAAGGCAACGUCCAAUGCCGUGGACGCUCUGCUGGAGUCUCUGACUAGUGAUCCCAUGGCAAUAUUACUGGAUACAUCCAUCAAAGGCAACAAAGAAGGUGGAGGAACUGGUGUGACGUUUGAUUGGUCCAUUGCCGAGAAAAUACAAAACGCAGGACUCCCGGUGAUCAUUGCUGGCGGUCUUACACCCGACAAUGUCAAAGAUGCCGUAUCUAGCGUGCGUCCGUGGGGUGUGGAUGUAAGCUCUGGGUUGGAAGCGUCUCCUGGACGGAAGGACCAUCAAAAGGUACAAGACUUUGUAAGAGGGGCAAAAGACGCCGCCAAAGAAGCCAGUAAAGGAUUCUAG